Armigeres subalbatus is the source of this 884-nucleotide messenger RNA. RefSeq names its product vacuolar protein sorting-associated protein 29 (gene Vps29). The record is from RefSeq and is a predicted model, not a curated record. The transcript has 2 exons. Lineage: Eukaryota; Metazoa; Arthropoda; Insecta; Diptera; Culicidae. Bases 238 to 786 code for a protein of 182 amino acids. Gene Ontology annotation, biological process: intracellular protein transport; retrograde transport, endosome to Golgi. Gene Ontology annotation, cellular component: retromer complex; endosome.
UCGUCAUUGAAAAUCAUUUCUGAUAAAUUUUAAUGCAAAUUUGUUUCGAAGGAAAGGAGGAGUUUUGUUUUUGCUGAAUUUUGUUAUCACGGUAAUAAUUUACUGCUUGUGUCGAGUGGAAAUUGAAAGCGUUAUAUGCCGAUUACUAUUGCUUCAACUAAUAUUGAUUAGUGAUCGACCUAAUUCAGAUAUUUACAUCCUAGGAAGGACCAGGAGCUUCUCAACGAACAAACAGACAUGCUGGUGCUAGUAUUAGGCGAUCUACACAUUCCGCAGCGGUGCAGCAGCUUGCCGGCCAAGUUCAAGAAACUGCUGGUUCCAGGUCGCAUUCACCACAUCCUCUGCACAGGAAAUUUGUGCAGCAAAGAAUCGUUCGACUAUCUGAAAACCUUGGCCAACGAUGUUCACAUCGUUCGGGGUGAUUUCGACGAGAACAUGAACUACCCAGAACAGAAGGUCGUAACGGUGGGUCAGUUUCGGGUGGGCUUGACUCAUGGCCAUCAGGUGGUACCGUGGGGCGAUCCGGAAGCCUUGGCACUGAUCCAACGGCAGUUGGACGUGGACAUACUGAUCUCGGGGCACACUCACAAGUUUGAAGCGUACGAGCAUGAGAACAAGUUCUACAUCAAUCCCGGCUCGGCUACGGGAUCGUACUCGGCGCUGGAUUCGUCUGUCAUUCCGUCUUUUGUGCUGAUGGAUAUCCAGAGCACGACCGUCGUGACGUACGUCUAUCAGCUCGUCGGGGACGAUGUCAAAGUAGAGCGAAUUGAGUAUAAGAAAAAUUAAACCCUCUCAGAUGUAUGUAUAUACUAUUAUUGAAUUAUGUUAAUCUAUUUGACUAAUAUGCGAAGAAUAAAUGAUGUAUUAUAAAUCAUUGACGCAAA